Messenger RNA from Paecilomyces variotii, 1426 nucleotides. RefSeq lists its product as hypothetical. The record is from RefSeq and is a predicted model, not a curated record. Bases 46 to 1200 code for a protein of 384 amino acids. The transcript has a single exon. Lineage: Eukaryota; Fungi; Ascomycota; Eurotiomycetes; Eurotiales; Thermoascaceae.
CUACAAUAAUACACGCGGAGCAGAAAUGCCCUAAACAGCGUCCCAAUGAGACGCCGGACGCGCAAAGCUCUGGUGCAGGUACUCUUCUUCAUCAGUAUUCUUCUCCUCAUUAUAUACCUUACCCAACCCCAAUCCCACGAGACCUACGCAUGGAACCGUAUCCGAUAUAAGACGACUUCCGCCAGGCUACCGGAGUCGCGCGGCGUCUGUCCAGGCCUGGCAACAGCGACAGAUGGCAACAAACCAGCACUGGUGGUGUCACGCGUUAGUUCCGAUGGGGAUCCUAGCUGGCUUGAUCGAUUAGCCAACAAGUAUCAUUUAUGCGUCUAUGCGGCUGAUGCGCCAUUGGAUCCAAAGUCGAAGGAUCUCCAGGUCCCUGCGAAUCGCGGCCAUGAGGCAAUGGCAUAUCUGACGUUCAUUAUCGACAAUUACGCGUCGAUUCCUGCUGCAGGCGCGGUGUUUGUCCAUGGAUCUCGCUGGGCAUGGCAUAAUGAUGCCCCGGAUUAUGAUAAUGCAGCCUUGCUAGCCGCACUCGAUGUCCCUGCAGCGCUCGCGCCGUGGGGUUAUCAUAACCUCCGCUGUGACUGGAGUGCGAGCACAUGUCCCCCUUCGGUAUCGCCUCAGGGAAGUCUCGAGAACUCUCUCCAGGCAGUUGUGGAGCCGUGGAGUGCCCGCACAGCGUCUGACGUGGCGCUGCCGCGCGCUCUGGCAGCGCUAUUCGGCGGAGAUGCGAAGUACACAAUGACUAGAGAGGGCAUGAGACUGCGCCUUGGUCGUGGGGACGCAGUUCGCUCGCAAUGCUGUGCGCAGUUCGUCGUUGCACGGAAUAACAUCUGGCAGCAUUCGCGCGAUGAGUACAUUGCCUUGCGGCAGUGGUUGCUUGAUGGGAGCGAUGAGAAAAAUGAGAACCCCAAUGCUGCACCUCGCGAUGACCGCAUCGCGGGAAGAAUCCUGUCGUAUGUGUGGCAUAUUCUAUUCUUGAAACAUGAGGAAUCACCAGAUUCGUCAUCUUUGGACACCGUUGGGGGUAUUGAUCUCGAGCGGCUUAAUAGACGAGCUUGUCCAAGUGCCAGUGAGUGCUAUUGCCGGCUGUAUGGACGCUGUAAUCUCGAGCGUUGCACUGCAAGUAGUUGCCGCGGACAGUACAAUUUGCCGCCGAACUAUAAGCUACCCGAUGACUGGGCAGCGACGCAUUCGUGAAGAAUGCUCAAAAGAGUAUAUGUUAUGCCACUUGGUUCUCCUUUUGGAUCGGUUCUUGGAAAGCUAUGCACGAAUAUAUCCGACUAUAACAAUUUUUUUUUGGUACGACUUGAUAUAACGCCGCUCUAUAAGCACGCGGUUCACACCUCUUUCGGCCCGUUGUAGGCCUUUAUACAAUAUCACAGGAAUUUCACGCAGGAACUAGGUUCUGAUUUAAUGUGUAUAA